Molecule: messenger RNA, 1597 nt
Organism: Cyprinodon tularosa
Lineage: Eukaryota; Metazoa; Chordata; Actinopteri; Cyprinodontiformes; Cyprinodontidae
Product: mucin-3B
Exons: 8
Coding region: 154-1098 (314 amino acids)
Source: RefSeq, a predicted model, not a curated record
UUGGAAUCACACAGAAGAUCCACACUGAGCUAUAGGUUAAAUCACUUAGAAAUUGGUCAAAAAGAUCUUUGGUUUUCUGUCCACCUUCUAUUUAUUCUCUCUGUGUAUUGGAAGGUGUUCUCUUUCAAGGCAUCAUUUAAAUUUAGAAAAAAAAUGAAGAAAAUGCUUUCUGUGGAAUCCUGGAACAAGAGGAGUUUUUUUAUCCUACUUAUUAUUCUGACCUUGGUUUUGAUUGUGCUAAUUGUAGGCACUGCAAUGACCACUCAUAAAGGAGGAGCUCUGCCAACUCGAAAUGCAAAUAUUACGUUGGAAAUUUACAUUGAUUAUCAGGAUGCGUAUAAGGAUAUAAAUUCAAAUGAUGCAUUAGAGUUUAUAAAGAAAUUACAACCAGAGCUGGAAGCACUUUGCAAAAGAGCGGACCCCGAAUCCUUUGAAGCUGUCCAAGUUAUAAAAUUAACAAAUGGAAGCGUUAUCUCAGAGAGUGUGGUGAUGUACAGCUAUCAAAACAAUGACACACAUAUAAGGUUUCUCAAUACCCGGCUUGAGGAUGUGCUGACUGAUAUCUUCAAUGACACAAAAAACCUUGACAAUGUUUAUCAGGUUUUCAGUACCAAUGUGUCAUUUAAUGGACUCAGCUUGCACCCGCCAAUGAUCACAGACAUUGAACACCUGGAGCCUUUUGUCGACUGCUCCCAUUUUAAAAAUUACACUGCUGAGAUCAUUAGAGGUGUAUGGCAGUGCGUUGGACCCUGCAAAACUAAUCAUGAUUACUGCCAACAACGUGGAGAUUGUUUUAAUGACAUCAAUAAAGGACCCGUGUGCAGGUGCUAUCAAAACAGUUUCGAACAAUACUAUGGUACAAGAUGUGAGUCCUUCCGCAGAGGUCCAGGUUUCUAUGGUGCACUGUUUGGAUCUCUGGCUAUUGCACUCCUGCUUUUGAUCACCAUUAUCACCAUUGUGAGGUGGCGUAAUGGAGGAUUUUGGAAAAGACAGUCAAUCGACAUAUCACUACCUUUUAAUGAAGAUUUCUUUGAUUUCUCCAACAGACGGAAUCGGGACUUUGAUUUACAGGGAUCUUACACCCUACACGGUUUUUAGAAAAUAUGAAACAGCUUUGCAGGUAUUCUUAUUUGCUCUGUAUUCCUAUGUAUCUAUAUUUAUCUAUUCAAAUAACAACAUUGUUAUAUUUUUGAAUACCCUAUAAGAUAAGAAAAUCCAAUGCAAUAAAUUGCUUACAUUGUUCCCACAUGUAUACUCAAAGAUAUGCUCUGAAUUAUUAACAUUUUGUUUGUGUGAUUAAAAAAACAUGAAUGCUGUUUGGUGUUGGUGCUGAAAGGUGUUUCUUUAAAAUGUAAAAAAAAACAACAACAAAAACUCCAAUACAUCACAGAAAAAACUGAGUAUAUUUAUCAGGAAAAGAAAAUAUAUGUUUGAUUAAUCAAUCGGUUUUUAAAAAGUUUUGAAUUUUGGUAUUUUUUUCAAAAAUUGACUGUAAUCAAAUGUACCAUUUAUGUGGCUUCAUAUAAAAACAGUUCAAGAGUAGAAUAAAAGAGUGUAAUAAAAAGAGAAGGGUCGUGUUUGAAUCAUGAGAAGUGCC